Messenger RNA from Rhodofomes roseus, 294 nucleotides. Its product is annotated as like-Sm ribonucleoprotein. Bases 1 to 294 code for a protein of 97 amino acids. Gene Ontology annotation, molecular function: RNA binding. Gene Ontology annotation, cellular component: P-body; Lsm1-7-Pat1 complex; U4/U6 x U5 tri-snRNP complex. The record is from RefSeq and is a predicted model, not a curated record. Gene Ontology annotation, biological process: P-body assembly; mRNA splicing, via spliceosome. The transcript is spliced from 4 exons. Lineage: Eukaryota; Fungi; Basidiomycota; Agaricomycetes; Polyporales; Fomitopsidaceae.
AUGGAUCCCGCUUCCUCUGGCAUCCAGGAGCCAUUCGAUCUCAUCAGGCUAUCGCUCAGCGAGCGUGUCUUUGUGAAGCUUAGAGGAGACCGUGAGCUUACGGGAGUUCUGCACGCCUACGAUGGACAUAUGAAUUUGAUUCUGAGCGACGUAGAAGAGACGAUCGUGAUUGUAGAACACGCGGAUGGCGUGCCAGAAGGACAGGCAACUGUGAAUGUUGCAAAACGCAAGGUGGAUAUGCUAUUCGUGAGAGGAGACGGUGUCAUCCUGGUUUCUCCGCCGUCGCGGACUUGA